AUGGUCGAACUCACAGACUUUCAACGUCAAGAAAAAGUCGGUGAAGGUACAUAUGGAGUCGUCUAUAAAGCUCUUGAUACCCGUCACAAUAAUCGAGUAGUGGCACUUAAAAAGAUUAGAUUGGAAUCAGAAGAUGAAGGAGUUCCAUCCACUGCUAUUCGAGAAAUCUCUUUAUUAAAAGAAAUGAGAGAUGAUAAUAUCGUUAGACUUUAUGAUAUAAUUCAUUCUGAUUCUCAUAAAUUAUAUCUUGUAUUUGAAUUUCUUGAUUUAGAUUUAAAAAAAUAUAUGGAAUCUAUUCCUCAAGGAGUUGGAUUAGGAGCUAAUAUGGUUAAAAGAUUUAUGAAUCAAUUAAUUAAAGGAAUUAAACAUUGUCAUAGUCAUCGAGUUCUUCAUCGAGAUUUAAAACCUCAAAAUUUAUUAAUUGAUAAAGAAGGGAAUUUAAAAUUAGCUGAUUUUGGUUUAGCAAGAGCCUUUGGAGUUCCAUUAAGAGCUUAUACUCAUGAAGUAGUAACUUUAUGGUAUAGAGCUCCUGAAAUUUUAUUAGGGGGUAAACAAUAUUCUACUGGUGUUGAUAUGUGGUCAGUAGGAUGUAUUUUUGCAGAAAUGUGUAAUAGAAAACCUUUAUUCCCAGGAGAUUCUGAAAUUGAUGAAAUCUUUAGAAUUUUUAGAAUUUUAGGAACUCCAACUGAAGAUAUUUGGCCUGAUGUAUCUUAUUUACCUGAUUUUAAACCUACAUUUCCUAAAUGGUCUAAAAAGAAUUUGGCUGAUUAUGUUCCUACAUUAGAUCUGGAUGGUGUUGAUUUAUUAGAGCAAUUAUUGGUUUAUGAUCCUAGUGGAAGAAUUAGUGCUAAACGUGCUUUAGUUCAUCCUUAUUUCCAAGAAGAUGAUACUAAUGUUAAUAACGUUAAUACUACUAAUACUACUAAUAAUAACAAUAAUAAUAGUACGACAUCAGCUAAUACUGCUAGUAACUCCAGUUCUAAGAAUGAUGGAGAUAAUUAUGAUAAUUAUUCUAGAUCCAUUAAUAUGGGUUAA
Molecule: messenger RNA, 1035 nt
Organism: Scheffersomyces amazonensis
Lineage: Eukaryota; Fungi; Ascomycota; Pichiomycetes; Serinales; Debaryomycetaceae
Gene: CDC28
Product: cyclin-dependent serine/threonine-protein kinase
Exons: 1
Coding region: 1-1035 (344 amino acids)
Biological process (GO): regulation of gene expression; signal transduction; G1/S transition of mitotic cell cycle
Cellular component (GO): nucleus; cyclin-dependent protein kinase holoenzyme complex; cytoplasm
Molecular function (GO): ATP binding; cyclin-dependent protein serine/threonine kinase activity; cyclin binding
Source: RefSeq, a predicted model, not a curated record